Messenger RNA from Tetrahymena thermophila SB210, 327 nucleotides. Its product is annotated as transmembrane protein, putative. The record is from RefSeq and is a predicted model, not a curated record. NCBI's taxonomy places the organism in Eukaryota, Ciliophora, Oligohymenophorea, Hymenostomatida, Tetrahymenidae. The transcript has a single exon.
AGAUAUCAUAGAAAAGUGAUGAACUUUCUCUAUUUUGUUAUGGUACAGAUAAACCCUGCUUACAAGAUCAUUAUAAAUUAAAAUUUUUAAAUAAAAUAAUAUAUUAUUGCCUUAGCUUUUAUAUUUUGUGUGAAUUACAUACAUACAUACAUAUAAAUAUAAGUUAAUUAAAGAAUUUCAUAAACUCAUCUUAAAAAAGAUUGCAAAAAUAUAAAAAAUAAGUACGUUAUUGAUUUAAUUUAUUAUUAGAAUACAGAUAUAAAUGUACAUUUCAUACUCAUUUUCAACUAGCAAUCGAUUUCUAAUAUAAAUAUAUUUUAAGCUUGA